Piliocolobus tephrosceles (Ugandan red Colobus) is the source of this 4628-nucleotide messenger RNA. Its product is annotated as protein-glutamine gamma-glutamyltransferase Z-like. The coding region runs from base 200 to 4450 and encodes 1416 amino acids. Gene Ontology annotation, molecular function: methyltransferase activity; protein-glutamine gamma-glutamyltransferase activity; protein binding. The transcript is spliced from 14 exons. Gene Ontology annotation, biological process: peptide cross-linking; methylation. The record is from RefSeq and is a predicted model, not a curated record. Lineage: Eukaryota; Metazoa; Chordata; Mammalia; Primates; Cercopithecidae.
ACUUAGCACUGGCUACACCCUCCUCAAUUCUGGUUGGCGAGAUGCGCUCUUCCCGGAAGUGACGCGCAAGUGCCGGCGGAAGGGGAAGUCCAGGAGCAUGGGUGAUUUUUCUCCCUACCGAGGUGCAUGGGGGUGUACUAUGCUAACCAAGGGGAGGCUCACAACCGUGACAGACUGCCAUUCCUGAUCUUUUCUGGCUAUGGGCCCCCGGAGCCGCGAACGUCGGGCAGGCGCGGUACAGAGCACCAACGACAGCAGCGCCCUCAGCAAGCGUUCCCUGGCCGCGCGCGGGUACGUGCAGGACCCCUUUGCCGCGUUGCUGGUUCCGGGCGCGGCGCGCCGCGCACCGCUCAUUCACCGAGGCUACUACAUCCGCGCACGCGCCGUAAGGCACUGCGUGCGCGCUUUCUUGGAGCAGACUGGCGCAACCCAUGCUGCGCGUCGCGCGCAGAUCUUGUCUUUAGGCGCCGGCUUCGACUCGCUCUAUUUUCGCUUGAAAACUGCGGGCCGCCUGGCCCGGGCUGCAGUCUGGGAGGUGGAUUUCCCGGAUGUGGCGCGGCGCAAAGCAGAGAGGAUUGGAGAGACGCCAGAGCUGUGCGCUUUAACCGGGCCUUUCCAGCGUGGGGAGCCCGCAUCAGCGCUGUGCUUUGAGAGCGCAGACUACUGCAUCCUGGGCCUGGACCUGCGGCAGCUCCAGCGAGUGGACGAGGCCCUGGGCUCAGCGGGGCUCGACGCAGCCUCACCCACUCUGCUCCUGGCCGAGGCGGUGCUGACCUACCUCGAGACGGAGAGUGCUGCGGCCCUCAUCGCCUGGGCAGCGCAGCGUUUUCGUAAUGCCCUUUUCGUGGUCUAUGAGCAGAUGAGGCCUCAAGACGCCUUUGGCCAGUUCAUGCUGCAACAUUUUCGGCAACUAAACUCCCCCUUGCAUGGCCUGGAGCGCUUUCCUGACGUGGAGGCGCAGCGGCGCCGCUUCCUUCAAGCCGGCUGGACUGCCUGUGGUGCCAUGGACAUGAAUGAAUUCUAUCGCUGCUUUCUCCCCGCAGAAGAGCGCCGGCGGGUAGAAAAUAUUGAACCCUUUGACGAAUUUGAGGAGUGGCAUCUGAAGUGCGCCCAUUAUUUCAUUCUGGCAGCUUCUAGGGGAGACACCCUCUCCCAUACCCUAGUGUCUCCAUGUUCAGAGGCAUUUCCUCGCCUGAAUCCUGCUUCGCCUUCAGGGGUAUUCCCUGCCAGUGUAGCCAGUAGCGAGGGCCAGGUCCCAACCCUGAAGAGAUACGGCCACGCCUCUGUCCUCUUGAGCCCGGACGUAAUUCUCAGUGCGGGAGGAUUUGGAGAGCAGGAGGGGCGGCACUGCCGAGUGAGCCAGUUUCACUUGCUCUCAAGAGAUGGUGACUCUGAAUGGAAAGGCAGCCAAAUAGGCAGUUGUGGGACUGGAGUUCAAUGGGAUGGACGCCUUUAUCACACCAUGACAAGAUUCUCAGAGAGUCGGGUUCUGGUUCUGGGAGGGAGACUGUCCCCAGUAAGUCCAGCCUUGGGGGUUCUCCAGCUUCAUUUUUCUAAUAGUGAGGAUAAUAACACUCAGGACCUGAAAGUGACAAUAACAAAGGCCGGCCGAAAGGACGAUUCCACUUUGUCUUGUUGGCGGCAUUCAACAACAGAAGUGUCCUAUCAGAAUCAGGAAUAUUUGUUUGUGUAUGGGGGUCGAAGUGUGGUGGAACCUGUACUAAGUGACUGGCAUUUCCUACAUGUAGAGACAAUGGCUUGGGUCAGGAUCCCAGUGGAGGGAGAAGUGCCUGAAGCCCGGCAUUCUCACAGUGCCUGCACUUGGCAAGGGGGAGCCCUUAUUGCUGGAGGUCUUGGGGCUUCUGAAGAGCCAUUGAACUCUGUGCUCUUUCUGAGACCAACCUCUUGUGGAUUCCUCUGGGAGUCAAUAGAUAUCCAGCCUCCCAUUACCCCAAGGUACUCCCACACAGCUCAUGUGCUCAAUGGAAAGCUGUUACUGGUUGGAGGGGUCUGGAUUCAUUCCUCCUCAUUUCCUGGAGUGACUGUUAUCAAUUUGACUACAGGAUUGAGCUCUGAGUAUCAGAUUGACACAACCUAUGUGCCAUGGCCAUUAAUGUUACACAACCAUACGAGUAUCCUUCUUCCUGAAGAGCAACAGCUCCUGCUCCUUGGAGGUGGUGGGAACUGCUUUUCCUUUGGUAUGCUCUCCACCUUUCACUGUUCUGUGCUCCAAGAGGCUGACCUUUGUGGACUGUAUCAAGGAGCUCUCUUUUUGAUUGAAUUCCACCAGUCAGAGGCACCAGAGGGGAAUGGGGGCAAGAAGAAGAUGGCAACCUUGCAGCUUGAGUCUGUCGACCUGCAGAGCUCCAGGAACAACCGGGAGCACCACACGCAGGAGAUGGGCGCCAAGCGGCUCACUGUGCGCCGCGGCCAGCUCUUCUACCUCCGGCUGAGCUUCAGCAGACCCUUCCAGUCCCAGAGCGACCAUAUCACCUUUGUGGCUGAGACCGGACCCAAGCCCUCAGAGCUGCUGGGGACCCGAGCCAGAUUCUUCCUCACCCGGGUCCGGCCCAGGAAUGUCUGGAGCGCUUCUGAUUUCACCAUUGACUCCAACUCUCUCCACGUUUCCCUUUUCACACCAGCCAAUGCAGUUAUUGGCCAUUACAUUCUGAAGAUAGAGAUCUCUCAGGGCCAAGGUCACAGUGUGACUUACCGGCUGGGAACUUUCAUCCUACUUUUUAACCCUUGGAGUCCAGAGGACGACGUCUACCUGCCAAGUGAAAUACUGCUGCAGGAGUAUGUCAUGCAAGAUUAUGGCUUUGUUUACAAGGGUCAUGAAAGAUUCAUCACCUCCUGGCCCUGGAACUAUGGGCAGUUUGAAGAGGACAUCAUAGACAUCUGCUUUGAGAUCCUGAACAAGAGCCUGCAUUACUUAAAGAACCCGGCCAAAGACUGUUCCCAACGGAACGACGUGGUGUACGUGUGCAGGGUGGUGAGUGCCAUGAUCAACAGCAACGAUGACAACGGCGUGCUGCAGGGGAACUGGAGCGAGGACUACUCCAAAGGGGUCAGUCCUCUGGAGUGGAACGGCAGUGUGGCCAUCCUACGGCAGUGGUCAGCCGGGGGCGGGCAGCCUGUGAAGUACGGACAGUGCUGGGUCUUCGCAUCUGUUAUGUGCACCGUAAUGAGAUGCUUAGGUGUUCCAACCCGUGUUGUUUCCAAUUUCCGUUCCGCGCACAACGUGGAUAGGAACUUGACCAUCGAUACGUACUAUGACCGAAAUGCAGAGAUGCUGUCAACUCAGAAACGAGACAAAAUAUGGAACUUCCAUGUCUGGAAUGAGUGCUGGAUGAUCCGGAAAGAUCUCCCACCAGGAUACAACGGGUGGCAGGUUCUGGACCCCACUCCCCAGCAGACCAGCAGCGGGCUGUUCUGCUGUGGCCCUGCCUCUGUGAAGGCCAUCAGGGAAGGGGAUGUCCACCUGGCCUAUGACACCCCUUUUGUGUAUGCCGAGGUGAACGCCGAUGAAGUCAUUUGGCUCCUCAGGGAUGGCCAGGCCCAGGAAAUCCUGGCCCACAACACCAGUUCCAUCGGGAAGGAGAUCAGCACCAAGAUGGUGGGGUCAGACCAGCACCAGAGCAUCACCAGCUCCUACAAGUACCCAGAAGGAUCCCCUGAGGAGAGAGCUGUCUUCAUGAAGGCUUCUCGGAAAAUGCUGGGCCCCCAAAGAGCUUUUUCGCCCUUCCUGGAUCUCCUGGAGUCCGGGGGUCUUAGGGAUGAGCCAGCGCAGCUGCAGCUUCACCUGGCCAGGAUACCCGAGUGGGGCCAGGACCUGCAGCUGCUGCUGCGUAUCCGGAGGGUGCCAGACAGCACCCACCCUCAGGGGCCCAUCAGACUGGUGGUGCGCUUCUGUGCACAGGCCCUGCUGCAUGGGGGUGGCACCCGGAAGCCCCUCUGGAGGCACACGGUGUGGGUGAACCUGGACUUUGGGAAGGAGACACAGUGGCCACUCCUCCUGCCCUACAGCAAUUACAGAAGCAAGCUAACGGACGAAAAGCUCAUCCGUGUGUCUGGCAUCGCUGAGGUUGAAGAGACAGGGAGGUCCAUGCUGGUCCUAAAAGAUAUCUCUCUGGAGCCUCCCCACUUGUCUAUUGAGGUGUCUGAGAGGGCUGAGGUGGGCAAGGCACUGAGGGUCCACGUCACCCUCACCAACACCUUGAUGGUGGCUCUGAGCAGCUGCACGAUGGUGCUGGAGGGAAGCGGCCUUGUCAAUGGGCAGAUAACAAAGGACCUUGGGACUCUGGUGGCCGGACACACCCUCCAAAUUCAACUGGACCUCUACCCCACCAAAGCUGGACCCCGCCAGCUCCAGGUUCUCAUCAGCAGCAAUGAGGUCAAGGAGAUCAAAGGCUACAAGGACAUCUUUGUCUCUGCGGCUGGAGCUCCCUAAGCCCCGCCCUCCGGCUGCCCUCCCUGGCACCCCUGCUCCACCUGACUCCUUUCUACUCCUGACUGUGUCGUCUUGGCUCCACCUCUGUCCUCUCUCCAGCCUGCCUGGGAGUGGAUGAAGCUCUGUUAGAAACAUCGUGUGCUUUGGGAAGAGACAAUAAAGACGUCUUUAUUUAUCA